AUGGUACACGAUACAUUGUCAUUAUUUUCACAGAGGUUACUUAACCUUGAAUUGAAGGCGGGGACCAGAGUAGAAGAAGAUGUACAACGUCAAUUAGUUCACUUGAGGAAAUUAAUAGAUGAUGCUUAUACAGAUAACCCCGAGUUAAAAACCUUGAAUAGAAUAAUUUCUGAUCUUAAUAUGUGGAAAUCUUUUGAUGACAAUAUUCCAAAAGACAAUCAAGAUGGUAAGGAUUCGGGUGUUUCAAUAGAGCUGAAAGAAGCUCUUAUCCUAUCUAAGUAUCCAGUUCUACAGGAUGCAUACAACAAUUUAGCUAAACUCUCUACAAUGGACAUACCUAAAUUGGUCAACUAUAUUGAGACCUCACAGGAUAAAACUCACGACUUAUUUAACGAUCUUUGCAUAAUGUCAGAGAGGAAGGUAUCUGUAGAAGCUAUAGCACAAAAUUUCCAUAUACUAGUGGUAAAAAACAUGAUAGUUUUAGAGAAGUAUAUUGCUUUAAUGCAAAGAGAAAAUGAAUUUUGGGCUACAGUUGAAACCAGGUUGACACUAUUAAAUCAAAAGAUAUUAAAGAGUGAAGAGAGUAAGAGAAUUAUGAAUAAAUAUUAG
[Candida] anglica is the source of this 609-nucleotide messenger RNA. NCBI's taxonomy places the organism in Eukaryota, Fungi, Ascomycota, Pichiomycetes, Serinales, Debaryomycetaceae. The record is from the annotation of a GenBank genome assembly.